UAUGUAGCACAAAUUAGAAGUCAGGGAGCAUCAGGCUGGAGCGGCCGCAGCACUGAGGGACCUUCCCAGCCAAGCUGACAUUGUCUCUGGGGGGACGCGGGAGGGAACUGCCCCAGCACUGGAUGUGGCCACUAUGGGAGCCUCAUUGCCCAGCUUGUGGCUUGCACUCCUUUUAACCCUUGGAGCACCUGAGUCAGUGAGAGGCUGUACCUGUGCCCCUUCCCACCCACAGGAACAGAUCUGCGAUGCGGCAAUUGUGAUUCGAGCAAAGAUUUCUAGUGAGAAGGUGAUUCUGGCUGCGAGUGCGGAGCCGUUUCACUCCAUCAAGCUGAUUCAGUAUGAGAUCAAACUGAUCAAGAUGUUCAAAGGCUUCGAGAAGAUAAAAGACAUCCAGUUUGUGUACACGCCCCUCGACUCCUCCCUCUGCGGCAUCAAGCUUGAAGCCAACAACAAGAAACAGUACCUGCUAACCGGCCAAAUCUCUGCCGACAACAAGGUGUAUAUCCAGCUGUGCAACCUGAUUGAGCCCUGGGACGACCUUUCCUUCUCUCAGAAGAAGAGUCUGAACCAGAGAUUCCAGAUGGGCUGUGAAUGUAAAAUCACUGCCUGCUACACAGUGCCGUGUUCCCUCCAGGCCCCAAACGAAUGUCUCUGGACGGAUUGGCUGAUAGAGAGGCGGCUGUAUGGGCAGCAAGCGAGGAAUUACGCCUGCAUCAUGCGCAGCGACGGCUCCUGCACCUGGUACCGGGGGGGCCCCCCCACCGACAAGGAACUGAUUGAUAUCACUGAGCCGUAGCCCCCCCCCCCCCCCCCCACUGGGGCCCAUUCCAUCCUCUGUGCCAAAACCUGAAGCCUGGGAGCCGAGAUCCAUAGGGAACUGUUAGCUAGACUGCACUGUAAGGGUUCUGACCCACUCCCAACCUGGCCCAACGGGUUCUCCCAUUUGUUUCCCACAAUGCAACAAACUGCCGCUUUGGUUCCAGUUACAAAGACGUCUCUGUGCCAGUCGUGUAGUCGCCCCCUACAGCUGCCAUCACAUUAAUACUCGGUACCAGGGGCGCCGCCGGCACAUCCGGAUUCCCACAAGAACAUUUGGACUGUGUCACUUUGGAACAAAACUGAUGUUUUAUACUGUAUAUUGUGUCUAGCAGGGGUAAUUACUAACCAGCCAGGCUUCUAUGGGAACCCAGCAUUCAUCCUUGUGUAUUAGGGAUUCAUUCCUAUUGGGUCUGUGGGUCACACUCACUGCAUCUUUACUUGGCCUUUAAUCGCACACUCACACUUCCCACUCACAGGUUCCUCAUUACAUUGUGUGUGCAAGGAUCGCACACUCACUCACACACACACUCUCAUUCACUCACACACUCACACACACACUCUCUCACACACUCUCUCAU
Molecule: messenger RNA, 1397 nt
Organism: Xenopus tropicalis (tropical clawed frog)
Lineage: Eukaryota; Metazoa; Chordata; Amphibia; Anura; Pipidae
Gene: timp4
Product: TIMP metallopeptidase inhibitor 4
Exons: 5
Coding region: 134-796 (220 amino acids)
Cellular component (GO): extracellular region
Molecular function (GO): metalloendopeptidase inhibitor activity
Source: RefSeq, a predicted model, not a curated record